CAUUGGGAGUCUCAGUGGCCUGUUCUGAAGCAGGUGGUUGUUAAGGAUAAUCCAGGUAAGUCUUUAAUGCUGGAGAUGUGCUGGAGGAGACGAGUGGAGGGGAGGCGGGUGGGUGGGGAGAUUGCUAAUUGUGGCCUACUAAUCCAACCCCUCCCCCAUUUUCACCCACCUCCACAUCCUCCUCUGUGUCACGUCUGAGGAAGGCCAGACGCAUAGAGAAGGAAAGGUACUGCACCCUGUUAAGUGAAGAGCCAGUAUUUCAAGGGAAGAGGAUCCAGGAAACAGUGUACAGAUAAGAAAACCAAACACUUACCUGGAUAUAUCCUGCAUAGAAUGUAGCUGCGCCUUUCCAUCUGUCUCCGCAUCCUCUUCCUACCACAAAAUUCACGGCACCAUGGGAGAAGUCCAAAAGGGUUUGUUUUCAGUCAUUGAGAAGCUAAAAGGCACUACUGAGCAAGAGCUGCGGAUAGUUCUUCUCGGUCUCGAUAACGCCGGAAAAACCACUUUGUUAAAACAACUCGCCUCAGAAGAUGUGAACACCAUCACUCCAACUCAGGGUUUCAACAUUAAAAGUGUGUCCUGUGAUGCCAUGAAGCUGAACGUGUGGGACAUUGGAGGACAGAGGAAAAUCCGACCAUUCUGGAAGAAGUACCUGGAGAACACAGAUUUAUUGAUUUAUGUGAUUGACAGUGCAGACAAAAAGAGAUUUGAGGAAACAGGAUUGGAGCUCUCGGAGCUCAUCGAUGAGGAGAACCUGAAGGGUGUGCCAUUGCUCAUCUUUGCCAAUAAACAGGACCUGGCCACAGCCUCUCCGGCCAGCGAGAUCGCCGAGGGCCUCAACCUGCACACGUACCGGGACAGAGAGUGGCAGAUCCAGGCCUGUUCUGCUGUAUCUGGGGAGGGUGUACAGGAUGGCAUGAACUGGAUCAGCAACAAUAUUGUGAAUAAGAAAAAAUGAAUCUGUGCACCUGCUAGUGUUAUUUUGUACAAUUGUGCUGAUUCUUCUGUUAAUGUCAACCACGUAUAUAAAAAUAAAAAUACUUUGGAAAACUUUUUUUUUUUUUUUUUUGGUAAAUAUAUGAUCUAUAAAAAUAAAUGAUCUAUCUUCUUAUUUGUGAAUUGGCUCCCAGCAGAGACUGACAGGAAAUCAAACGAAACAAAUCAUUUUCCGUCUCUUAUCUUUCAUGCUCUUACAGAGAGUUUUUGUUGCUUUCUGACUAGACAAGCUUUCUUUAAGAUCUGUAAAUCAUGAUUUUGCUGUCAUGUUUUUGAGAAAUAUGACACACCAGGGCAUAAAUAAUGCACACAAGCAAGAUUUGCAGUCUAAAAUAAGAAUGAGGUAUCCGUGUAUCUAUCAAAUACAUAUAUAUAGUCUUCUUCAGCUGUUUCGAUAGCUGUCCCACCAGAGAAUUCUCUAACAGAGCAAAACUCUGGAAUUUUGUGUAAGAUGAUGUAUCAAAGCAAGGUUUUUUGUUUGUUUGUUUGUCUCAGUAUGACUGGAUUUGAUAGUUUCUAUGAUUAUACUUUGUGGAUUACAUGUUUAUGACUAUGUGAAAUGAAAUUGUGACAUUAAAUUUUUCUUUAGUUGU
This is a messenger RNA of Carassius auratus (goldfish), 1589 nucleotides long. RefSeq names its product ADP-ribosylation factor-like protein 3. The coding region runs from base 395 to 958 and encodes 187 amino acids. Gene Ontology annotation, molecular function: GTPase activity; GTP binding. The record is from RefSeq and is a predicted model, not a curated record. Lineage: Eukaryota; Metazoa; Chordata; Actinopteri; Cypriniformes; Cyprinidae. The transcript is spliced from 6 exons.